Schistosoma bovis is the source of this 5163-nucleotide messenger RNA. NCBI's taxonomy places the organism in Eukaryota, Metazoa, Platyhelminthes, Trematoda, Strigeidida, Schistosomatidae. The record is from the annotation of a GenBank genome assembly.
ACUUGCCCUGCCGCUAAGACUUUGGAUACGUGCCAGUAGCGGUAAUUCUCGGUCUUGUAGUUUUGUAAUUCAAAUAAAAUGCAUUUUGUUGUUAUAUUAUAAGUGCUAUAUUGAGUAAAGUGGUCACGGUAGUUGAAUGAAUUUUUCUUUCUCACAGAUGAAUGGGGAAAUCGAACUGGUAAGAAGUUCUACCGUUCAAAAAAGCUUUCUGAAGUCGCCAUCAUGUAGACCAGCUCUCCAAAGUGCAGACCACCUCACUUCCUCAGACCUUUCCUUGUAUAGUACGACCGUUUCUCGAAUGUCAGAAGUCGUACGCUCUGAUCUCGAUCAUCUUUCUGAUAUUGGAAUUGGAAGUAACACUACACCUGAAACUUUUGAGAACGCUCGAAAAGAUCGUGACUUAUCCCGUAAUCCCCCAAAUAGCUCUGGCAUAAUUUUAACACCAGUGUCCUGUCAAGGGUGUCAAGUAUCUACACCUUUAACAGAAGUUUGUGACUCACUGUCUCUUGGAUCACAAUUGACUAGUUCUUGUGUAACUAGCUCUGAUGAUCUGAACAGAAACCAUUUUCUGUCUUUAAUAAAAUCAAACUCGGAACAUUUGGAUAAGACCUCGUCGGCGUCAGAUGUAGUUGAUUUCGGGAAACUUGCGUAUGGUCGCCUUGAUGGACAGUUGUGCGAAUCAGAAUAUCGAAAUAAACUAAACAAAACACAUAAUUUGACUUCUAUUGUUGACCAGUUAACAGAUCCUACUUGCUUGCGUGCUAAUAAUCUCAGUGCAGAUUAUCGUUUAAUGAGAGCAGCAUUAGAAUCUGGUGUUACAACUGAUACGCUUACAGGUAUUAAUCAAAAAAGCGACACGAAGUGUAUUCAAGCUGAGUCGGACAGUUUAGAUAUUUCAACUGAAUUCGGAGUACCAAGUAAUUUGUGGAACCACCGGAAUUGUGUAGGGGUUACUUCUGCAGACCAUAGCUUCUCAUUUGCCGGGGACACAAUUACGUCUCUUAUGUCUAACACAGAAAUAGAUCAAGAUAGUGUUUUAAAUGAUGGUCAUUGUAGUAACAUUUUCCCCACUGUUCACAGCAACACUCCCACUACUGCGACUAUUGCAGCUAAGCGCCCGAUCACUGGAGCUCAUCAAACUGCACGUUACCCUGCAGUUAAUAAAGGAGGUAUGUGGUCGAGUAAUUCUAAUGGGCUGUCAAACUCUGCACUUGGAUACAUGGUUUCCAAUGCAUGGAGCAGCAACGGCACCGGUGUUUCAGCAAAGUUGGGUAGUAGUCUUGUCACUGAUUCGAAUCCUACAGUUUGUGAUUUUCCUGGAAAUGAAGGUAAUACGGUUUCGUGGUCUCAAAAUUCGUCAGUUCAUCAGACACUUCACAAACCAAACGUCCAGAACAUUCCAAAUAUGGUCGGACCUGUGGGUUUUGGUAGUGGAAUGGCUAACGGUUCCUUAAAUCGGACAGCUGUGUCCGUGGGUCUUGUAUCAGUAUCUACAACCGGCGUCAGUAUUACCAGUAACAAUAAAGUAAAUGAGGCAGGUCUUUCAAAUAUAUAUAGUAUGUUUCCUAAGCGCCCCCAACACCGAAUGAUGGCACAUUGGCAGCAACAGCAACAACAUCAUCAAAAUUCACAGCAAGUACCAUUAGGUAAAGGUCUUAUGAACAUUGUCACAAGUAGUAUCCAACUAAAUGGUAAUCGUGGUAGUUUAACUGGAGUUAAUUCCACUCUCUCAGCUCUACCGAAUGGUUGUGAGGAUUCCGGUGUGAAUAAUAGUUCUGGAAGCUUGAAUAACCACUCUAUCAUCCAGUCGCUAAACAGUGUUGGGUCAUCAUCGUCUGCAAAUAGUUCACUAGUUCUGUGUUCUUCUGGAGACUCUUUCACAAAUACCUUGUCAUUCAACAGCCCAACGUCGGAAAGUUCCUUAGAUAGUUUCAAAUACGGGUUAGAUCAACAGCUUAUGGAAGUUAUCAAAUCUUUUGAAAUCAGUAGCAUUGGAGGUUCUAAUUUAGUUCCUUCGAAUGCAAAUACCACAUCUAUGGGAGGGAUCGAUGAUUUAACAUUGUCAUCUAAUUUUGGAGAGGUAGACCAACAAAUACCUGGUUUAAAUUCUGCAAACCAAAUGCCUGUCUUAGGCUCAUCGUCGAUACACAACUCAACACCUAUGAUAAAUGGUUCAAAUAACCAAAGUUCAGGUUUUAAUAGUCUUUCUAGCUACAACGGGAGUUCAAUGAUGGGUUCAGCUGCAAUGACAAGCCCAUAUUCUAUGUUUGCAAAUAUUUUUACUCGUGAAGAAGGAUUUUCACGCAAAGUAUUCGUUGGAGGUCUCCCACCUGAUAUAGACGAAGAGGAAAUAACUACUGCUUUUCGUCGAUUUGGCCCUUUAAUAGUUGAUUGGCCCCAUAAAACUGAAAGUAAGGCAUAUUUUCCACCAAAAGGUAAGGUGUACCUCAUCCUUUUUCCUCUCCUUUAAAAAAACUUCAUUUAAAGUUUGAGAAUAGUAGUUCCCAGGGAUUUAAUUAGUCAUUAUUUAAUGAAAGACUAAUAACUAUCAUGAAUAACUCUUCAAGCUUUUGGGUCGUUGUAAUCUUGGUCUCACACAAAAAUAUCUUAUCCUUUAGUAAGAUUUCUAUCAAUUCUAAUUAGCUAAGAAAUUGGUAGACGCAUUGUUUAUCGCACCUAAAAUCAAUAUUUGAAGAGAAAAUAAACGUUAUAUUUUAAGUAAUUUCUUGAAGCUAUAUAUUCAGUCUUUCCAAAUAAGUCACAAUCCAUAUAAAUGGGAUUCAGUAAAGUUUUGUUUCACUUUGAUGACAUGUUACGGUUUGUUACUCUUAGUCCUUAUGAACAUAACUUAUCACAUGUCUGAAGUCAGUGAUUAGAAUCUACAUCAUUCAUUGGCGUAAAGUGAACUAACUAGCUUGCACUAAUUAUUGAUUUUUCUCUAGAUAAAACUAGCUCUCAUUGAUUAAAAAAAUCAACUCAAUCAUUUUAGGUUCGUGAAAUAAAUAUCCUGCUUCAUAUUCGUUGAUUUUCAUAGUUCUGUACACUAACCUGUACUACUUGCUGGAUUUCGAUCCGUAGACCUAUACCAUUAAAGAACAAUUCAUUAAUAUUAGUAUGUCAGUACUACCUUCACAGAUUACCUGUUUAUUCUAAAUUUCUGUUUGUUUAGGCUAUUGUUUUCUGCUAUUCCAAGAUGAACGAUCUGUUCAAAGUCUUAUUAAUGCUUGUAUUGUUGAUGAAGGAAAAUACUAUUGGUGCGUAUCAUCACCUACGAUGAAAGAUAAACCCGUAAGUUCUCAUAGUGAUACAUAUUAUCUGAACUUCGUUCGUUCGGUUACACAGUUGUUUCGUCAUCCACGAACAGUGUUUCGAAGACGAAUAUGAUCAAAUGCUAUUCACUUUUCAUAUGUUUUUUAGUUUCACAAUUCCUCAAUAGCUUGAUUUAACAAUGUACGGCUCGAUAAUCAUAGUCAUAAAUGCUUACCGACCAACCGAUUCAUUAUUUUGUCAUCUGUAUUUUCCCUAAUUAUUUGUUUGUCAGUCGAAAUCUGGGGAUGGAUUGUCCACAUAUUUUUAUUACUUGUUCAAAAGAUCUUUCGUGGAUUCUCAUAGUUUAAUGACUAUUAAAGAUCUACAGUCUAUCAGGAUGGUAUAUGUAUGCGCAUAAGUGAAGUAACUUGGUUAGAUACAUUAGAGUUACUGUAUCUAAAAAUAAUCCGUAAAACCCGUUGAAUUUUGUCUUCAUGGAUAAUUUUUUUUAGAAGUUAAGAUGUACAAAGUGCAUUAAAGAUUACUUUUAUUUGUGUAAUGCGUGUGCCGAAACGAAGGGUAUCAGUCGAAUUGGUAGCUAUUUUAUUUAGUACUGUAUACUCUUCGACAUAUGCGUCAUUCGAUUGGUCGUAGAUACAUUAAUUGAGUCGAAUUCUUCAGUAAACUUGUCUAAGCUAUUCGAGUUUUAACCCUAUCUCUUUGUGACGUGAAAAUCCUUUUAUUUUCGGUUUUGAAAUCUAUCUGAAGUGGUUAACUUCAUGACGUAACCUUCACUUUCCAUCUAAAGUACUAUUAUACUGAACGAAGACUUAGGUACGGAAAACCAAUUAAUUUUUUAGUAUAAAAUUACAAUGUCUUCAUAAAAUAUAAAUACCAUACAUUAAGUACUUUAUUUUCACAUCUUCCAUCAAUUGUCUCUUACAAACUGUAUCGUUCGUUCAUUCCUGUUGUUAUUGUAUUUACUCUCUGUCUACAUUCCUGUUUUCUUCAAUUCGAUCUUCUCAACCUUCUGCCAGGCAUUUCACUUCUGAUUGGUGUUACAUACUACUUAUGCUUAUCAACAUAAGUAGCAUACACCUUAUUAUAUCCAGGUCGAAAAAUAAUGUCUCUAGUAUGGUUUACUUCAUGCUGUUUUAUCUAAAAUUAUGUAUGACAAGAGAUGUCUAGUCAAAUUACAUAUUUUAUUGUUGCAUACAUUCUUUUCACAGCAAAAUAUUCUGUUGGUUUGAAACCUCAGACGUAAGUUGGUUUUUGAGAUUCCACGGAAUUUGGAAAUAACCUUUAUCGUAUCGCGCUGUCAAAGAAAAUCAAACAUUGAGAAUCAACUUCCUAGACAUAUUUCUUCCACCUUGUUGUCAAAAUCAUUAGUAUGAUUCACUCACUUCUCUGAACUACUUAACCAAGAUCUUUAGUUCCUUGAUAUGCUAUUUUAUGGUUAAGCUAUUCCAUUUGGUUCCAGCAACUAAUAUUUCCAAUUGUUAAGGGAAGGUGUGGUUGUGAAAUUUUCACCUCACGGCAUUGGUACAAGGAAUCCAAAAUCUAACAAUUAAUCAGUCUAAUCAAUAAGGUUAUUGAAUUUAAUCUACUUCUCGUAUCAAAUAGAUCUAAACAAAUUCAUCGUUUCCGUCUAAUUUGCAUCAAGUUGGAUAUGUCUAUGUGUUAUUUCUGAAUAGAAAGAUUGUAUUGUGGUUAGUUGUUUAGAGAUAGAUUGGUCAUACGUUUCUUGAACAAACAAGUCAGUUGCAACGCAAAACCUGCUACGUAUGUACGUUAGUUCAAGGUGUCCUACCCCAUUAGCACAGAAAGAUAAAAUUUCUGGCCAAAUCCUAAAAUAGUAGAGAUAGUAACAUUAUCAGUUGUAACUGAAUAGAUUAGAGAUCGAAGAUACUAUUC